AGUCAGCACUUUACGGAUAACACCAUUUCUUUCCGCAAACCACUUCUCACUAUCUGGAAAUGACAGCAACCUAAAAUCACAUAUCUUCGUUUGGAUAGAAACGACGUUAACGCAACUCGUUCGCGAUACAAAUUUUCUGGUCAGCAACCAAGUUUUUGCAACACUGAGCCCAGAAUUUUUAGUGCACUUGUGAGAGUUUUGAAGUAUUCAGGUUCUCCGAGCUGGAUUGUGGAGUAUAUCCCCUGUUGAUGUGAUAUGAACUUCAUCAUGCUCUUGAGGUGCGAGUAGAAAGUUUGUCAAUGUUGGAUUUGCAGUCACCAUCGAAGUUCCACGGUGGGAGCGACUGCAAAUCCGUGCAGAUCCCAAGAAAUUUGUGUUGGGUGUCAACAUUCUCUAAAAUCAUUUGAGACGGAUCGGGCGGUGCUCCUAGUGGACAGUACAAUUGGGAGGAUAGCCUGAGGACUCAUCCUUGCUCAAGCAUGGAUAGGAAGAAGGACACCCUCGACAAACUGGUCAUAUUUUUGGCAAAACGAGACGGAAUUGACAAGCUCGUCAAGACCUUCCAGUACGUCGGGAAGCUCGGCCACUACAACCUAGAACGCAGAAACCCACAACUCGCCGAUCGCUGCAAGAAGCUCGAAGUAGCAGCAGGCCUGAGCCGAAAGGCGUUCCGAACAGGCCGAUUCCUGACAGGAUUCAACGCACUCCGCACCACCACCUUCCCGGACCACAAGCUCCAGGUCCUCUCCAUCUUCGGUUAUGGUGGCGAGAUGGUCUACUGGUUUUUCGACCACUUCCUGUGGCUCUCCCGCGUCGGGGUGCUCGACCCGGAGCUCGCGCGCCGCAUGAGCUACAUCUCCGCGUUCGGGGAGGGCUUCGGCUACAUCUUCUUCAUCAUCGCUGACCUGAUCGUGAUCCGGCGGGGUCUAUUAGCCGAGGCACGCUACAAGUCGCAGAUCACGGAGCUCGAGGAGCUGCAGGUGAUGGGCGUGGAUCUGAAAGGCGACAACAGCGUUGCAACGCAAGUGAAGCGCAUCCGAUCGAAGAUCGCUGCGGUGCGAUUGCAACGAAUCAUGUCAGUGAUGUCGAUCAUCGCCAACGUCUCCGAUCUGAUCAUCGCUCUGGCGGAUGUCGAUCCCAAUCCUUUUGUUUGCCACCCCGUGACGUUGGGCAUCAGUGGGCUUGCGUCCGCAUGCUCAGGCUGGUAUAAGAAUUGGCCGGACUCGUAAAAUCUCUCGCAUCCUCUCCUCUCUCUUUUGUCUUUGUCUUUGUAGAUACUGUAACCGACUUUGCGCCGUGGGUUUGUAACAACAUUAAAGUCGCGUCAUCUUAUGCUUCUGGACCAAUUUUCUGUACAUGUGUAAGGUUUGCUCCCUUAAUUUUCUUCAGAGCUUGUUUGAAAUCAGGACACUUUGUGUCACAAUUCGUCAGGUUCAUCUUGCGUUGGAUGAGUGUUGAAGGGUCAAUGCUAUUGUCCAAGGAAUUGUGGGCACCUGAAGAUGCUAUUUUGGACACUUUUGAACAAAACCAACAAUCUGUAAAUAAACAAACAAGUAUGAAACUA
Messenger RNA from Physcomitrium patens, 1564 nucleotides. RefSeq names its product peroxisomal membrane protein 11-4. The record is from RefSeq and is a predicted model, not a curated record. Gene Ontology annotation, cellular component: peroxisomal membrane. Lineage: Eukaryota; Viridiplantae; Streptophyta; Bryopsida; Funariales; Funariaceae. Gene Ontology annotation, biological process: peroxisome fission.